GCAUGCAUCUCCUCAGGCCACUGUAAAUAUCUGUGCCUUGAUACUGUAAUAAAAAUGUGUCGCAGGCAAUAAUCACCUGUGAUAAAUUACAUUUGUAGUGUGUAAAAAUUUGUGUGUAAAAAAAUAAGGUGCUCAAGGAUGUUUGCAAGCCCUGGUGAAAAGAGCUGGAGACACAUUUGGCUUGAUGAGAUCAGAAUUUUUUCAAACAUGACAUGGCUAAUAAAGAUUCAGAAUAGCUGGGAAAGGCACCCUGCUCUUUAAAAAGUCCCAUUAUUUCUGUAUUUGGAGGUUACCAAGGUUGCCUCCAGCUCCAGCACUCUAAAGCAGGUCUUGAAGAUUCCUCACAUCUACACGUGAAUGUAGAGUUGCAUUAUAAGAUGGAAUAAAAGUCUUUAGCUCAACAUUUUCACACUGGGCAGCUUGAGCUGCAUGUCCUGUUGUGCCUUUUCUUUGGAGUUUAGGCACAGCACCACAAGAAAACUUAUUGUGGGAAUCCUGAAAGGUGAAUUUAUGUUUUCCUCACCCUUCUGUUGUUCCACGUGCUCCCAAAGCAGCCACUGCGGUGCCCUGACAGAGGGUGGGAAAUCUGGUUCAGAAUUCAGGGAAUUAGGCAGUGGGUGAUGUGUCCAAGUCAGAUUCUUCUUCAGCCUUAGAGGAAUUAUCCGUAUGGGCUUGUUCUGUCCCCUGAAAGAUACUUCAUGGAUUUUCCCCUGAUGUUCCUCUCAAACAGUAAAACAACCAGUGACUAUUACAAAAACCGUGGGGAGUGAACAGAGUUGUAUUAUGAAACGUCUGAUCAAAAAGUUUUUUUGCUGUGAAGAAAUCAGACUUCUUGCAUGGCUCAGCAAAGAUUGCAGCAGCGUUGGAGUGUCUAUGGUGGAGACAUCAGCACAGGGCAGCCAGCAGGCAGGAGCAGCUGUUUGAUUAGUGACAACCUGUGCUAGACACAAAAUUGCAGCAGAAGAUCAGUGGCAUUUACAACCCUAUGACUAAUGUGCUGAGCUGUCCCUAUGGGUAUGAAUAUUUCAGAGAUCACCCAUGUUGGAACUGAAUAGUGGUUCAAAAGGAACACAAGUCUGAAAUUCACUCUUACCACCUACUAUUGGCUGUUGAAUGAACAGCCCUCCCCCUGCAAGCUCAAAUCCAAAGAUCAGCUGAGGACAUUAUCCUUAUGGCACCCCUCUCUUGAGAUGCUCAUUUCCACUUCCUCUGCACCUUUUCUAGGAACGAAGGUUCCCCCUAAAACCGUGCAGUGCUUGGUAGGACAUCAAACACCACGUCUGGUCCUGUGUCUGUCCACACAGAGUGGCUGAUAUGCAACUGUUCAGGUGACCAGUUUAUUCCUCCUUUCUGAAACGCUGCAAGAAGAGUACUCACUUCCAAGAGGCUUCCCACCAUCAUGAAGAUGGAAGCAGACUCUGGAUAUUCCUCCUCUGCUGAGCUGCAGAAGCAGGGAAAGAAGCUCUCACAUGCCUUGAGGAUCAGUGCCUAUGUCUUCAGUACAGGCCUGCUCAUGUUCACUGCCUUAGUUAACUCUGCUUCUUGGUUUACGCAGAAUAUAACUUUAGGCAAUUUCUGGCAAACAGCAUGGUUGGAGUUCUAUGACCAUAUGGAGGGAGAUGAGUGGACAAUCUUCCUCAUUGGGGCUGCAUUGGUGCCUGCACUUGCUUUCUGGGGCUUCAAUGGAAUCCUUCUGGUGGCUGAUAUAACAGGAAAGCCAACUUUCAUAACUCGCUAUCGCAUUCAGCUGGGCAAGAAUGAUCCUGUGGACACAAAGAAACUGUGGAAAGCCAUCUACACAGUGCUGGGUAAUCAGUUCUUUAUCUCCUUUCCCAUGCUUGUGCCCAUGUUCUACAUCAUGAAAUGGUGGGACAGCACCUUCAGCAAGGAAUUACCAACCUUCCAGUGGUUUCUUGUGGAGCUAAGCAUUUUUACUGUAGUAGAGGAAAUUCUCUUCUAUUAUUCACACAGGCUUGUUCACCACCCAGUGCUGUAUAAGCACAUUCACAAGAAGCACCACGAGUGGACAGCCCCCAUCGGUGUGGUCUCCAUUUAUGCUCACCCAAUAGAACACAUAAUCUCCAACACUCUGCCUGUGAUGACUGGCCCGAUGCUCAUGGGAUCUCAUAUUGUUUCAAUCUCAGCAUGGUUCUCCAUUGCUCUUGUAACAACAAGCAUUUCUCACUGUGGCUACCACCUGCCCCUCCUGCCAUCUCCAGAGUUCCACGACUUCCACCACCUCAAGUUCAACCAGUGCUAUGGAGUGCUGGGAGUGCUGGAUUUUCUGCAUGGCACAGACAAAAUGUUCAGACAAACCAAAGCCUUCGAGAGACACAAGGUCCUGCUCAGCCUCACGCCGCUCUCUGAAAGCAUCCCUGAUCCACCCAAGAAAGAUGAGUGAACCAGCCCAGCUGCUCUUGCCCAGCCUGGUGAUGAGCAGAGUGAGAGACGAUGAUUUAUGCCAAAUAGUAUUUUAAUCAGGAAACAAGUUCUUAUCCACACAUAACAAAACAUGAAGCUGAAGUUAAAUAUGCCACUUGAAAUGACUGCACUUUUGCUGCCAUUUUUUUCUAUCUAAGACACAAACCUGCUCUAGAAAUCUAUUUUUAAAAUUUAAUGGUUUGUUUCUGUGUUACUUGCUCUGUCCCUUGGUUCCAGCUGCCUGUGUAUGAGCCAGGUGUGUUCUGGGCCACAUGGCUCAGGGUUAUCAUUAUUAAGGUUUUAGCACCAGACUCCAGAGGUGAUGAAUUGGCCUCUCUUGUUGGCACUCACCCUAUAGAAACAUCAAAGUCAUUCUAUCUACAUGUGGUACAAUUAAAACCAGUUUUUGUGACUCAGAGCACCUGGGACACAGGAUUGCAACUCCAUGGAAAAAUCACUGGGGCUACAGCUUUAGAAACACUCCCCUGCACAUGCAACAAAGGCCUGACUUCUGUGAGCAGUUUUUAUGCACAGAAGGUGAGUACAGGGCUGAACUGGGGCUGCCACAACCUCACCACUGCUCCACAGACAGCUGCAGACAAAGUUUCCCCUCGUGGGACAUGAAAGCAGAUCUGGGAGUUGAUGUGCUUCAUGGCAUCAUCUCCUCCUGCUGAGCCUGCCCUCUGAGACACAACCAAAAUUCUGAUAAAUUACAGAGAUUUUCCAAGGAAAGCAGAGUCCCUGCUGUCCUGAGCUGUGUGAAGAUUAAGGAACCCCUCUAAAAAAAGACCCAAGAAAGCAGCCCCCAGGACAAUAUGCACAUUCCCUAGUAACCACAGACCAUCCAAGACAUACUGUGAAUUCUCUCGAGGAUCUUCCUAAGUCUCAGUCCUGCCUGGGGGCUGGAACAAAAACAGCAUAUUUCUCCCCAGUGCUAGAGCAGCCCCUCGAGGAACAGGAACACAGAGCUGAGCUGUGCUGCACUGAGCAAUGCUGCACAUUGGUCAGCCCAGCUCUACCUGUGGAACCAAAUUCACUUCCCCUGCUCCUCUCCAGUCCCCACGAUUGCACCAGGAUGAAUGCAGCCCAGUCACCCACCUGCAGUUCCCUGGGGAGGGCAAGUCAGCAGAAGAGAAAACCCAGGCACCACUGUCUUUUGAACUUUUUAUUUUUAUACAUUUUUUUUGUAUUAAAAAGGAAAAAGCAUAAUUACCACAAAUUACAAAGGACUAAAGCAUUACUAGAAUAAUGAAUCACAUCAGCCUAGAAAGCAGAUACUCUGAAUAAUAUUAAUGUUAUAAUACAAGCUCUCAUUCAAGUAUUUUACAUUUUUCUCUUUUCCUUUUAUGAGUGAUGAUGAUCCUAGCACAUGGGUCAAAGAUUAUGUACUAUCGACAGAGAUGGAUCAUGUACAGCGGGCCGUAUUAACAAGAUUUUCCUCCCAAGUGAUACAUGGUCUGUGAUGAGUCAUUUUAAGUUUGUCUCUACUAUAAAUGCAGCUGAAGAAGGUUGCACACACUCUCUAGUUUUGGGAAACAGAAGGCUGAGGUUGGACACUGAGGGUUUGAGAAGGGCCAGCACAUUGAACCAUCACCCCUUUAGCUCCAGACGAGCAAGCAGAAGGCUGCACUCGCUGGGAUGCAGCUCAGUGGGUGUCUCUGAGCCACAGAUCCAAAGGUUUCCAACCCCAGUGGGACCGGGACAGGCUGGGGGGGAAGACGCGGAGCAGGGCUGCACCAGGGAGGCUUGAGGGACCAAGUGGUGCCAAGCACCCCUUCCCAUGAGGGGCACCACUGGCACAAGCCACCCCACAGCAGGGCUGACACCCGGGGAGAGAGCAGGACAGCGUGGGCAGCUGGAGGGACCCCAGCAAGCUCCACAGGGGCCAGCUGGUACCCAGGGCACUCCCUGCUCCUCUGGAGCUUCCCACCAAGGGGAUGUGCUCGUCACAGAUCAUCGGUCCUAUGUUCAAGUGUCUGCAGAAAGUGAAACUGUAAACUACUCCUGGAAAUGCUGCCCUCCAGCCACCCGCUCCACACCACCGAGAUGAACGUUUGCUUAGG
Messenger RNA from Ficedula albicollis (Collared flycatcher), 4484 nucleotides. It is a transcript of the gene FAXDC2, whose product is annotated as fatty acid hydroxylase domain containing 2. The record is from RefSeq and is a predicted model, not a curated record. NCBI's taxonomy places the organism in Eukaryota, Metazoa, Chordata, Aves, Passeriformes, Muscicapidae. The coding region runs from base 1400 to 2401 and encodes 333 amino acids. The transcript is spliced from 11 exons. Gene Ontology annotation, biological process: sterol biosynthetic process. Gene Ontology annotation, molecular function: iron ion binding; C-4 methylsterol oxidase activity.